CGGUCAUCGACUAUAGCCCACCCGACACGAGUAUCACUGAGCAGCGGCAGCAGCAACAGUCUACUGAGUCCGCUCAAUCUGUUCCCAGCGUCGCAUCUGUACGUUUUCUAUUCCCCCCUUUGUCUCUUUCCACAUAUCCUCUCUCUCAAUGAAUAAAUGACUAACAACAUCUUCACAGCCCGCUGAAGCCUUGAAACUGCGACUACGAGUAGCCAUGUUCAAGGUCCAGACCAACCAAACCAACGUCCCCCUCUCAGAGCUUCAGGUCACUCCCCGCACGAUGGCUGCCCUCCUCACCGCCCGAAAGGCAAUGAAGCAGUCUACUUCAUCAUCUUCCUCUUCUUCUGCCAUUACAGAGACACCUCAGACUCAAACUCAGACUAAGAACACGCCCUCUCUUCAACCAUCUCCCGACUUUGCCACCGGCUCAGCGCUCCGUCGUCAGACCACAACGACACUUGCAUCUGCACCUGCACCUGCAUCCGAGAUACCAUCCUCACCUCCUGCCUCAACGGCCAGUAACGAAGCUGAGGCCGAAGCCGAGGCCGAUUCCGAGGACAGGUCCAACGACCAGCAAGAAGAAUAUCGCACGCCCGUUGCCAAGAGGCAGCGAACGCCCAGUGGUGCCGGAGCCGAACAGCUCAGCAGUCCACCAGAUAGCCAAGAGAGAAGAAGAGGAGGAGGAGACGGAGGAGGCCGAGGUGACCAAGAUCGGGACCUGGAUUAUGAUGCUCACCUGACCAGUAGCGUCGUAAGAGGAAGGGCCGCUACGGGUUUACUCGACCUCAUGACCAUGGGAUGAUGCAUGACUACGGGAUAGAUGUUCUGUCAAUGCCUCCUCUUUUUUUUUUUCUCCUCCUUGACACUGUUUUCUUUUUUUCUUUUCCUUCACGCUAUCUUCUUGUCCUUUCUUCACGAUGAACCUGUGUUUACUCGUUCCAAUACACUAGCUCGCAUCCAACGUCCUCCGCACACUAAAAACGAGCUUGAUUUCUAUGGGUCAAUAUUAUGCAAGAGAUGGGCUUAUCAUGUCAAAUUUCCAUCUAUCUUCUUUCCUAUUUCACAAGAUCUUUUUGAUU
This is a messenger RNA of Xylona heveae TC161, 1079 nucleotides long. RefSeq lists its product as hypothetical. The record is from RefSeq and is a predicted model, not a curated record. Lineage: Eukaryota; Fungi; Ascomycota; Xylonomycetes; Xylonales; Xylonaceae. The transcript has a single exon. Bases 215 to 802 code for a protein of 195 amino acids.